Molecule: messenger RNA, 649 nt
Organism: Aspergillus japonicus CBS 114.51
Lineage: Eukaryota; Fungi; Ascomycota; Eurotiomycetes; Eurotiales; Aspergillaceae
Exons: 6
Coding region: 1-597 (198 amino acids)
Source: RefSeq, a predicted model, not a curated record
AUGACCUUCAAAUGGGAGAGGAGGGAUGGGUGUGGGCUCCCUUCCAUUAGCACCAGAAAGUCAAAAUCCCGCUGGCCAACGGGAUGUCACCUGAUGAUGCGCCGGCAACAUCAUCGGCUGAUAUACAUUCAAUUCCCUAAACCCACCACCAUGUCCUCGAUCGCUGCCAUGGCCUCUCGCCGGGCUUUUGCCCGCCAAUCCCUCCUCCGCGCUCCCCAGCGCCGCUUCCAGUCCUCCAAGCUGGAGCAGGCCAACCUCGACAAGGCUCCCAAGCGUGACCCCGAGCUCUACGUCCUCCUCGGUGUCAUGUCUGGUGCUUUCCUGCUUGCCGGAUGGUACUUCGGCCGCAAGCCCACCUCCGUCACCUCCGAGAGCAACGUCCGCAUCGGCGAGAGUGCCAUGCCCUGGGAGCAGGCCGAUGCCGAGGGCAAGGUCUACAAGUACCAGUACCACCCCCACGGUGACAAGAGCCAGCCCCUGCGCAACGCUCCCAGUGCCUUGAACACUGUCAUCGUCCCCAACGUCACCCUCCCCGCCUUCCUAAGGUCACUAACUCUGUCGCUAGGACCUCCACGAGCGCUUCAACAAGUACGGUAAGGAGGAGUGGGACUACUGAACGGUCCGCCCCAUGCGGAAGGAUUCGAUUGAU